This is a messenger RNA of Fusarium mangiferae, 1821 nucleotides long. RefSeq lists its product as uncharacterized. Gene Ontology annotation, biological process: transmembrane transport. Lineage: Eukaryota; Fungi; Ascomycota; Sordariomycetes; Hypocreales; Nectriaceae. The record is from RefSeq and is a predicted model, not a curated record. Gene Ontology annotation, molecular function: transmembrane transporter activity. The coding region runs from base 1 to 1821 and encodes 606 amino acids. The transcript has a single exon.
AUGGCCGCUUCACCACCAACACCGGAGCGGAGGACUAGCUCAGAUAGUACUCUUGAUGUUGAACGAGACGGGGCCUAUGCAGCGAAUGGACACUCCCAAGACCCUCCAGCCGCCGAACCAACUUCCGAGGGAGCGGAGACGACACCGGCCGGCAGUAACCCAUCUCCCGGAGCAGCUGAGGCCGGUGACCCCGAGGCCGGACGGACCACGUCGGAGACCAUCUUGGUAGUUGGCGCUCUAUGUCUUGCGCUCUUCCUUGCCGCUUUGGAUACGACCAUUAUUACCACAGCCGUUCCUACUAUUGCCAACGAGUUUCACUCAAGUCAGGGUUACAUCUGGAUAGGAAGUGCAUAUCUGUUGGGCAACGCCGCAUUCGUGCCGACAUGGGGCAAGAUCUCAGAUAUCUUUGGUCGCAAGCCUGUUCUUCUCGCUGCGGCUGUCAUCUUCUGGAUUGGAUCUCUGCUGUGUGCUGUUAGCAAUGGCAUGCCAAUGCUCAUCGCUUCGCGUGCCAUUCAAGGCAUUGGUGGAGGUGGUCUCAUCGUCCUGCCGAAUAUCGCCAUCAGCGACCUUUUCUCUAUGCGAAACCGUGGAAUGUACUUUGGCAUUUUGGGUAUGGUCUGGGCUUUAGCAUCUGCGGUUGGCCCUAUUCUCGGUGGUGUUUUCACUAGCCAGGUCACCUGGCGAUGGUGUUUCUACAUCAACCUCCCCAUCUCAGCCGUUGCCAUCGUUAUCCUUGUCUUCGUCCUGAAGCUCCACAACCCACGAACACCGGUGAAGGAGGGUCUAUUGGCAUUGGACUGGCCUGGCAGUAUUCUCAUCAUUGGCGGUACCAUUAUGUGGUUGCUCGGACUUGAGCUCGGUGGUGUUUCUUUCCCCUGGGACUCGGCUACGACAAUUUGCCUCAUCGUCUUUGGCAUCUUCGUCGUUGGUCUCUUUCUCGUAUACGAGUGGAAAGUCGCCAAGUUUCCCGUUCUCCCUAUUCGCCUCUUUCACACACAAAACAGUGUUGCAUCUUAUGGAGUUGGUUUCACUCACGCAUUCGUCUUCAUGUCAGGCAGCUACUGGCUUCCACUCUACUACCAGGGAGUCCUCGGCGCAUCUUCGUUGCUCUCUGGUGUUUAUUUGCUCCCAUAUGUGCUCUCCCUGUCGUUUGUGUCGGCUGGUGCUGGAGUCUACAUCAAGAAGACAGGCAACUACAAGCUCGUUAUCGUUUUGGGCUUGAUCAUUACCGUCAUUGGCUUCGGUCUGUUUAUCAAUCUUGAACCGCGCGCCAACUGGGCCAAGAUUAUCAUUUUCCAGAUCAUCGCCGGCAUCGGUAUUGGUCCUAACUUCCAGGCUCCUCUGAUUGCACUCCAGACAAAUGUUGAGCCUCGAGACAUUGGUUCUGCAACCUCAUGCUUCUCCUUCAUCCGUCAGUUGGGCACAUCAAUCUCCGUUGUUGUAGGAGGUGUCAUUUUCAACAACAAGAUGGAGAGCCAGUACCCUAAACUGAAGGAAGAACUCGGUUCGGAACUCGCAGAUAGACUCUCCGGUUCCAACGCAGCAGGCAGCGUCGAGCUCGUUGGCUCCUUGACGGGCCACGAUGGCAGGGUCGCCAAGACAGCUUUCUGGAAGAGUCUGCAAACAAUGUACAUCGUCUAUGCAUGCUUUGCAGGGCUGUCGCUCAUCAUCAGUCUGAUGAUCAAGCAAGUCAACCUCAGUAAGGAACACAAGGAGCACAAGACAGGUCUCAAAUCACUAAAGCAACGCGAUGAUGAGAAGGAGGAGGUUGAUGCUGCAGAGGGUGUCACGACAGGUAACGAAAAGACGACGGACAACUAA